UUUCCCCGAGCGCGUCGUGCACUCUGUCUUUGCAAAGCUGGGGCUGGCGUUGAGCUGCCAGAGUUGGUCAUGCCGCCCUGAGACGUGUGGUACGCCCCACAUCAGUGCCAUGCCUGCCCUCUUUGCUCCUCGGAGAGAAUUGAAAAAGAGGUAACACUUCAUAUUUCAAAAUGGACCAUUUUGAAGACAUAUCGGAUGGUGAAGUGGAUCAUGCUUUCUUUGACAGUGAUUUUGAAGAAGAGAAAAAGAAAGCUGAAGAAAGUGGUGAAUGUAUAGAGAAAGAAAGUACAAAGGCAGCUCUUGCAGGCACUGAUUUAGUUUCUAAUUCAAAGGAUGCAAAGUGUGGUAAGGAGGAAAGUGAAGAAAAACAGAUAGAUUUGCAAGAACAUCAAUCCCCAGAAAAUAGCACAGAUCGUCUUGGAGAUGCUUCAUCUCCGUCAGUUUCUCCAGCUGCAGAGAAUGCAGGUGCAUCUGGAGCGACACCUGCAGCAAAUAAAGGAACACAGGAGAACGUUCCUGCUGGAAUCCCCAAAAUAGUUAAAGAAGGUGAAGAAGAUUAUUAUACAGAUGAAGAAGAUAGUAGCGAUGAUGGCAAAAAACAGAGGGUCAGACCAAAGUCAACUAAGCAACCAAACAACAUAAAAAAGGCUAGCAAAAAAUAUACUAAUAUUAGCUCCUCCUCUUCUUCUUCCUCCUCCUCAUCCUCCUCCUCAUCAUCCUCAAGCUCAGAUACAGAUUGUUCUGAUACAGAUUCUGAUAGCUGUUUAUCAGAUUCAUCUCAUUCUUCCCCAAAGAAGAAUGUUUGUAGAAAUGCUCUUUUGUCUCCAAAACAAAAAUUCAAGUCAGCAAUGAAAUUAGCAGAAGGAAAACCAAAGCUUGGUGAGGACUUGGAGGAGUCUGAAGAUACAGUGACUGACGUAACACCUUUGUCAACUCCAGACAUCAGUCCUAUCCAGUCUUUUGAACUUGUAGCAUCAAAUGAUAAGAAACUAAAAGUAAAGAGACAGGAAAAUGUGAACCAAGAAUUAUAUGAUUCCGAGUUUGAUCGCAGAUAUAGUCGAAAAGUCUUGCAUGAUGCCAUGGAUCUGAAUCAGCUUUUGAAAGCUUUCUUACAGCUGGAGAAAAAAGAACAAAAACUAACCAUCGAUCAGCCACCUAAAGGAAUAAGGAAAAAUUAUUCUUUCACAAAUGAAGAAGUAAGACAGAUCGAUCGGGAAAACCAAAGGUUGCUGAAAGAACUGUCCAGACAGUCUACAAAGCCAAGAAGAAGUACCACGUUGAAGAAAACAUCUGUACCGUCUCCUAGAUUGUACCACAGUGCCCUCAACAGGCAAAAAGAGCAGCAAAGAAUUGAAAGAGAAAACCUGGCUUUCCUGAAAAGACUGGAAGCGGUGAAACCAACAGCUGGUAUGAGACGUUCUGAACAACUGAGGGACUAUCACCGCCAGAUGAGUUAUCUGAGUUCUUCACCUUCUGUAAGAAGGGCUAAAUCUCCUUUCACCCAGCUUAGUCCUCCAAGAGGAACUUCAAGAUUAUCCACUGUACAAAGUACACUGAGCCAGAGAAACGAAAAGCCCAUGUCUGAUUUAGCCAGUGGGGUAUUACAGAGACCUAAACCCACUAAUGUCCGUGCUGCUUGGUUGUAAGUGUGUUCUUUGCCUCGCAUUCUGAUAUGAUCCUCAGACUUCUAUUUUUAGUGCUUUUGUAAAUUCUAUGUGCAAAAAUAUUUCUGCAUUGUUCAGUGAUUACAAUGCACUGCAUUUAAUAUAAUCGCUUAUAAAAUGUUUCUAAGUGAACACUUUCCCUUAUUCAGUGUUUUCCAUGAGAGGAAGAACUUAGGAAAGAGAGGGAGAUAUCUAAAUGGACAAAUUAAAUAGAAAUUUAACUAUUAUUUUAUUCUCAGAAGUGGAAUUUGUAUCUGUCACAUGGAAGGACAGAAUUACUGCACUAUAGGUGCAAGAUGUAAAUAAAAUCUUUAAAAUGUUAAUAAUACUUUAAAUACUGCAUUAAAUUCAUAAGUAUAUGCUUCAUUCCUGGAUUGUCCUUGCUUUUCAUCCUGGCUUUAUGUAAGCCUUCUGAAAUUUGUGGGUCAUGUUCUUGUGACUGAAAGAAUCUGUCACAGCAGUGUGAAGGGGUGCAAAGCAGAUUGUGUAUUCCUGCAUGGUGAGCUAGAAUACUGAGGCUGCAGAAGAUGAUGUUUUACCACUCUUAAACAUUUGACACCUGGAGUAUGUUUCGUAUGCAAGGCUAUGUCUCUUCCAGAAUUAAAAGGAUUUGGGAAGUUGUAUUGGAUUUUGGAAGAUGUAUUGGGACAUUUGUGUAGGAAAGAAGCAUCUGAUAUUACUUGAACAAGGGUGAAGACUGAAGUGAACAGCAGUUUCAGAUUCAGUGUAAACAAGAAUAAGCUCUAGUUCUCAACCUAAAGAAUAAUAUUAAGCAAGGGAAAUACUUCAUGGCCCUGCUUUUGCAGAUGCUUGCUCUUCUCAGUGGGAAGAUGCAAACUUGAACUGCAGGAAACAUCUUCGAUAUUUGAUUUUGAGAGUGACUACUAACCAAGAUUUAGAAACAAAAGCAGUAGAAAGCAGUCUUGUUAUGCUUCUUAAGCUGUUUUUAAAUGUCACAUUCAUACCAAAUAUUUAUCUUAAUGUCAGAUAAGCUCCAGUAGCAACAUCAUUUACAAGGGGAGUAAAAUCUAAUGGACUUGGUAAUCACAAAUAGUAGGUGGUGUGGUUUAUUUCUAUACAUAAAGGCAAACUUUCAGUGAGCUUGUUUUGUAGGAAUGUAGCCAUAUAAUAGGAGCAUAAAUUGUGAUGCCGUUGUCUGUGGAUAUUGCUGAAACCUUGCUUGCUUUCCCAGCUUCUUCCCAGGAGAGAUACAAGAAAUGUCUAUAUUGUGAAUAAAGAAUAUUUGGUAAUGCUGGGUCUUAGCCCUAUGACAAGAAAAGUUUAUUAUUCUUUGCUAGUGCUUGCAUGAGGGCUUAGGCUUUUGGGUAUUCUGCAUUGUAACACACUUUUUACUUGGUCCUCUGUGAUAGUUUGGCAGAGCUGCUGCACUUGGUGACCUGCAGAUCAAAUUUAGCUGUUUGACAAUAUUUGAACUUCUAACUUUAAGCAACAUUGAGGCAAACAGAUUUGUACUGCGAUUAUUUUUCAUGGAUAGGAACUGUAAGGUUUUGUAUAGUACUGCUGUAUUUAUUUUUAUUAUUGUGCUAAUUAAAAUUACUCAUACUUUAAGGUUUUUGUCCUUGAAUCUGAGUAUCAGAGUCACAGCUUAAAUACUUCUGAAUAUGAUAGUUUUUUUGAUUACUUUCAAUCGCUUCAUCUUAUUUAACUUUGGUAUGAAAAACUGUCAAUUUUGUAUGUCGUUUGUAAAUCAUAAGAAAUAAAAUAUUUAACAUGAA
This is a messenger RNA of Chiroxiphia lanceolata (lance-tailed manakin), 3400 nucleotides long. RefSeq names its product cilia and flagella associated protein 97 (gene CFAP97). The record is from RefSeq and is a predicted model, not a curated record. Bases 171 to 1646 code for a protein of 491 amino acids. Lineage: Eukaryota; Metazoa; Chordata; Aves; Passeriformes; Pipridae. The transcript is spliced from 6 exons. Gene Ontology annotation, biological process: spermatogenesis.